Messenger RNA from Penicillium brevicompactum, 720 nucleotides. RefSeq lists its product as uncharacterized. Bases 1 to 720 code for a protein of 239 amino acids. Lineage: Eukaryota; Fungi; Ascomycota; Eurotiomycetes; Eurotiales; Aspergillaceae. The record is from RefSeq and is a predicted model, not a curated record. Gene Ontology annotation, molecular function: glyoxalase III activity. The transcript is spliced from 2 exons.
AUGUCUCCUGCCCGCAAAGCCCUAAUCAGCAUUACCUCUGCCUCAGCUAGCCUCUUCAACGGCAAAGAAACAACAGGUCUCUUUAUCAGCGAAGCCCUACACCCCUACAAUGUUCUCGUCGCCGCAGGCUUCGAAGUCGACCUCGCCUCCGAGACCGGAAGCUACACUCCAGACUGGCUCUCCCAACAACCCGACUUCCUGAACGGCGAAGACCUGAAGACCUGGAACGACGUCAACAGCAGCUUCCGCCAGAAGCUUGACAACAUGCCGAAAGCCGCAGAUGUAGACGGAAGCCAGUACGGUCUGUUCUAUGCCUCUGCUGGCCACGCUGCUCUGAUCGAUUACCCGACUGCCACUUCCUUGCAGAAGAUCGCUGAACAGGUCUGGGCUAAUGGCGGUGUUGUCUCAUCUGUUUGUCAUGGACCUGCUAUCUUUGCCAAUAUUCUUGAUCAAUCGACUGGUGAGCCGAUUAUCAAGGGUCGUCGCAUUACUGGGUUCACUACUGAGGCAGAGAACACCAUGGGGAUUAUGAGUGAUCUGAGGAGCUGGGGUGGGGAGAUGGUUGAGGAGCUUGCUGCGAGACUCGGUGCGAAAUAUGAGCGAUCUGCUGGUAUUUGGGAUGACUUCAAUGUUGUGGACGGCCGCCUUGUGACUGGUCAGAACCCUGCUAGUGCUACUUCGACUGCGAAGGCUGCUGUUAAAGUCUUCGAGACGCUUUGA